Sinocyclocheilus rhinocerous is the source of this 1564-nucleotide messenger RNA. Its product is annotated as opsin-5-like. The record is from RefSeq and is a predicted model, not a curated record. The coding region runs from base 4 to 1293 and encodes 429 amino acids. The transcript has 6 exons. Gene Ontology annotation, molecular function: G protein-coupled receptor activity. Gene Ontology annotation, cellular component: membrane. NCBI's taxonomy places the organism in Eukaryota, Metazoa, Chordata, Actinopteri, Cypriniformes, Cyprinidae. Gene Ontology annotation, biological process: G protein-coupled receptor signaling pathway; visual perception.
CCAAUGCGUCUGAGAACAGAAAUGUGUUGGGAGUUCUGUUUGGAACUGUAUCUGACACAUUCUAUUUCUUCCCCACAGAUGGGCAAUGUGUCAAAAACAGCCCUGUUCGUAUCCACAAUCUCCAGACAGCACGACAUCCUCAUGGGAUCACUUUAUUCAUUGUUCUGUGUCUUGUCACUCCUGGGAAAUGGCAUGCUGUUGUUUGUAGCCUACCGUAAGAGGUCAUCUCUGAAGCCAGCAGAGUUUUUCGUCGUGAACCUGUCUGUGAGUGAUCUAGGGAUGACCCUGUUUCUGUUUCCUCUGGCCAUCCCUUCUGCUCUAGCACACAGGUGGUUGUUUGGGGAGGUAGCAUGUCUGUGCUAUGCUGUGUGCGGGGUUUUAUUUGGCACUUCUAGCCUAACAAACCUGACUGCUUUGUCGUCAGUAUGCUGCCUCAAAGUCUGCGUCCCAAAUUACGGUAACAAAUUCUCAUCCAGCCACGCUUGUGUGAUGGUGGUUGGAGUUUGGUGUUACGCGUCUGUCUUUGCUGUGGGACCUUUGGCCCACUGGGGGAGUUUUGGGCCAGAACCGUACGGAACCGCUUGUUGCAUAAACUGGUACACUCCAUCCCAUGAUGCCCUUGCCAUGUCUUACAUCAUCAGUCUCUUUAUCUUUUGUUACAUUGUCCCCUGUACCAUCAUCAUCCUCUCUUACACCUUCAUCCUGCUCACAGUGAGGGGGUCUCGGCAAGCCAUUCAACAGCACGUCUCACCACAAACCAAAGUGGCCAACGCACACACACUUAUUGUCAAGCUCUCAGUGGCUGUAUGUAUUGGCUUCCUUAUGGCUUGGAGCACGUAUGCCAUUGUUGCCAUGUGGGCUGCUUUCAGCACCAAUGAGCAGAUCCCACCCACCGCCUUUGCACUGGCAGCCAUCCUGGCCAAAUCUUCCACCAUUUACAACCCUAUGGUUUAUCUUCUCUUCAGACCCAACUUUCGCAAAUCACUAAGUAAGGAUACUCAAACUAUUCGCCACAGGAUUUGUUUGAGCCACAGUAAAGCCAGUCCCACACCAGGAAUAAAGGACCGGCAGGUGAAGAACUUUCAGCAGUGCAACAAUAAGGAUGCCAGCACCUCCACACCCUUUUCCAGUGGGCAGGCAGAGAGUUAUGGGGCAUGCCAUGUCUAUGCAGAAGCGGGGCCAAGUUUUCAGCAAAUGAGUCCCCAGAGAACUGCACGUAUUCUAGAGGGCACAGUUCAGAGUGAAAUACCAGUGAGACAACUGACUGACAGAAUGCAAAACGACCUCCUGUGAGAGAUACUCAAGAAAGAAAGAAUGCAUAAAAUGUAAGGAAGGAGGGGAUGAUGUAACGUGUAAAAAUCGCAGAUGUCCUUAGAUGCCCAAACACAAGGACAAAGAAAACUGAAAAGGAAGAAAAUCUCACUGUUGUCUCAGAAUUCUUACUGAUCCUCAGAACUUCCUGCAGAUUUCAGGAAUGUUUCCUGCAAUGUUUACUCAACCAAAUUCACUUCUUUUUAAGAUGUAGAAAGCAUAUUUCCAUAAUGGCAGUUCACACAGAAUGUCA